GUCAGUGGACCAUAGAUUUACAGUGUGAACUAAAGGGUGCUGUUCGUGGCUGUUUUGGUCCGUUCUUUAGUAAUGUGGGAUUGUCAGAUCUGGCAAAGUAGACUUGUUGUCAGCCGAACAUCUGGCAUCUUUUAAAUGUUUCCACAACAUUAACUCCAGACAAGCGCUGCAUGCACAUUUGUUUGCUUGGGCAUUUCAAUUUUUGGAAGAGGAUAAACAAGACUAUCAAAAUCAAAGCAUUGUAGAGGAAAGACUGGUGGAAUUGGUGUAAUGCAGAAACAACAUCCCACUGAAUCAUCUUCACAGGAUCCUGGAAUAAUCCUUGGAAUGAUUCAGAAACUGAAUCCAUUCAGGUUUUCCUCACAGAACAGAACCAGUGAACCUCUAAUUGUCUCUGCAGCAGCACACACAGAUGAGAAAACACAGGGCAACCCUGAAGUUCAAACAUCAGACAUGCCAGAAGUUCUUUUGUCCAGUGAAGGCAACCCUCUAGAUAGUGAGGAUGAUGAAGAUGGUUUGCUGGCUUGGUGGAGAAUUGUGGAAGGUUGGGGAGAAUGGAAUGAGUCAACACAGUUUAAUGAGAAAGAUGGAGAAAAAGCAAUAGAAGCAGCAGCUAACAGAGUCUUCAUGGCUGCCAAACUCUUCGUUCAUCUGCUCAACCAGCGGGAGGUGUCGCUACAGCAGCGGAUACUUGAUUUAUUAGCAUUAGCCGAUGCGGCAGACAGCUUCCACAAGAAAACGGUAACCGCUAGCGUUGGAGGCGGGGUGGCCAGCGUAGCCGGAAGUAUCACCACCAUCACUGGCCUGGUGAUGGCGCCCUUUACCUUUGGGGCUUCUCUUAUUGUAACGGCGGUGGGCAUCGGUGUUGCGACCGCAGGUGGAGUGGCAUCUGCGUCUGCAAAUAUCACAGACACUGUUCACUCCAACACAGACAGGAAGAAGGUGGAGAAGAUGAUCCAAGACUACCAGCACGAAAUUAAAGAUAUUAAAGAAUGCUUGGACUUUCUCCAGGCCGGUAUGGAGACUCUGGAAGAGUGGAACUUUGAGCAGUACAUGGACAGCAUCUCCAAAAAGGCUCUGAACCUGAACAUGAAGCACGUGUUGAAAGAGGGUGGCCGGGCUGGGAAAGCUCUCCUCGUCAACACUGAAAAUCUCAUCAACACGGUCCAGGUCCUCAGUGUAGCGGGAGGAGCAGCCAAAGCUGCCCAGGUCAUAAGCGUCACCACAGGCGUCAUGUCAGGUCUUUUCUUGGCCCUGGAUGUCUUCUUCCUGGCUAAGGGAUCACUGGAGCUACGGAAGGGGGCCAAGACAGAGUUUGCGACUAAGAUCAGAGAGGUAUGCAAGGAGCUACGUGAUGGACUGCAAGAAUUGAAUUGCAUCAAGCAACAGCUGCAGAAAAGCAUGGAUGGGGUUGAGAUGGUGAUGGAUGAGGAUGACGAUGAGGAGGAAGAGAAAGAAUAUGAAUGAGAACUGGCAAAAUAAUUGUCCAGCUAGAGGAAUAAGCUAUAUGAAAGUGAGCAAUAAAAAAUGGGUAAAAAAAAAAGGUCACCAAGCACUUAUAGAGGAAGAUUAAUAUUUCUAUUGUUCUCCAGUGGUCAUUCUAUUUUCAAUAUUUUUUGUUUUCUUAUCUAUUUGUUCUCUUUUAUUCAUUUUAUAUAGCCAGAGUGAAGAGAGCAAAAAUCCUCCCUCAGAUGCAUGCUACACCUUGCUCCACUCACAAAUACAUUUUCAAAUAUUCAAAUGCGUUCGUUCCAAUUUGCAAUAAUUGUUUUAUCAUAAAUAACCAACAUUUCAAAUGUAAAAUGUACUACAAAUGUAGAUUGUUUUUUUUUUUGUUUUUUUACACUGUAAAUGCUUCCAAUUUACAUUAAAAUAUAUAUAUAUAUAUAUAUGUACAACAUGUAUUUAUGUAUGUGUCUGUAUUUGUGUGUGUGCAUGGGAAGGGUGUGAUUCAGGUUUUGCUUGAGCCACACACACACACACACACACAUUUUUUCUAUCAUGGCGGGGAUGCUUCAAUUUUUAUUUUUAUUUUUUUUAUUUUUUCUUUAUGAGUAUGUGAUUAUCUUAAAGGAACAGAUAGUUCUUUUAAGUACCCUUCCUGUUCAACUACCACUGGACCUUGCUGAGCAAUGCAACUAAAUCUGAAGAGUGAUGAAAAAUUACUGGAAAAUGUGCACAGCUUCCAUUUUGUCAGGCAAACUCUAUUUUAAAAGUUGAUUGAACUAUUAAAUAUAGAAAAGGUUGAGAUUACUUAAAAAAACAAUAAGCUUAACCUUUAUGCCAUUCGUUUAGAUCAGCUUAAAAAAUGUAAACAGCAAGAACAUACAAUGUAAAGUUUGGUUUUGAAGGUAGAACGUACAGGCUUUUGAGCAUGCUCAGUUUGAUCACAUUUGUGGCAGAAUAACUCCCCCAUGCAAUCACUGUUAGUUUUACAAGGGAUAUCAUCUUAUUUAAUAUAAUGUAUAUAUGUUAUGUAAAUAUGAAUAAGUAAUAUUUUCAUCAGAAUGUUGGAUUGCUGUAUUGACCUUACGGUUGACAACAUAAUGCACAAUAACUGCAUAGGAUUGUCUUUUUGGUGGAUUUUCUGUGGAAACUGUGAACUUCAGUGAAGUGCUGGAAACCCAAUGUUUACUGUUGUAAGUUUAUUAAGGCCAGGGCUCCCAUGAAUAAAGAAAAUCAGAAAAUAUCAGGCAAUUUAAAACUUGUGAUUUUGAUUCUUAAAGGGAUAGUUUACCCAAAAAUGUUAAUGCUCUCAUCAUUUAUUCACUCUCAUGCCAUCCCAGAUGUGUAUGACUUUCUUUCUUCAGCAAAAGACAAAUGAAGAUUUUAGAAAAAUACAAUGCAAGUGAAUGCUGAACAGACAUUUGUAGCUCCACAAAUCACAAAAAGAAAACAUACAAGUAAUCCAUAUGACUCCAGUGUUUAAAUACAUAUCCUCAGAAGCAAUAUAGGUGUGGUUAAGAGACAGAACAAUAUAACAGAACAAAAAGUCUUUUUUAACACUAAAUCUCCACUUUCACUUUCAGAUGUGAAAUUUAAACUAACAGGCACCACAUGUGGCUUUAAGAUGUAAAAGUGAAAGUGGAGAUUUAGAGUAAAAAGGACUUAAAUUUUGAACUGUUUCUCAUCCACACCUAUCAUAUCACUUCAGAAGAAAUGGAUUUAAACACUGGAGUCUUAUGGAUUACUUUUAUGUUUCCUUUAUGUGAGUUUUGGAGCUACAAAGCUCUGAUCACCAUUCACUUGCAUUGUGAGGACCAACAGAACUGAAAUAUUCUUCUAAAAAUCUUUGUUUGGUUUCUGCUGAAGAAAGAAUGUCAUACACAUCUGGGAUGGCAUGAGGGUGAGUAAAUGAUGAGAGAAUUUUAAUUUUUGGGUGAACUAUCCCUUUAAGGAUCUUCUCCAGUAAUCAUGGAAAGGUCCGGACAAUUCAUGGGACAAAAGAUGUGUGAACUUCAUAUUGUUGCAACUGCCACUGAGCAUGCCAGUUAGAGAAGCAAUUUGUGUGGAGGCAAUACCCAUAAUCCCUUGCUUGAAUGUAUUUGUGUGUGUUUGGUCGAAGCAUUGCGACAUAUGAGGACAUGUAACUAAUUGUUGUUUAGAAUUAAUAGAUGCUCUCUUGGGUGUUUUAUUGAUGUCUUGCUGUAAAAAGUUGUGUUUCAUUUGAAGUCGCCAUCAGGGAGAUUAGUGUUUGCUUUGGAAAAUUUUCUUCAGUUUUCAGGUUAAAUUAACUUUUUUAAAGUUGUGGUGAUCACCUACACUGUUGUUUAAGCCAGUCCAACUAAAUGCAUUUUGUAAGGGCAUGAACUUUAGUGGAAAUGAAAAUCUGCUUAACAAUGAAUAUCUUGUUCCAAACUUAAAAAUGCAAGCUUGUUGAACUUGGGUAUGUUGAAAUCACUGUUAUUUCUGAGUGUUUUGGACAUAAUUUAUUUAGUUAAAUGAAAACAAGGACAAACUUAAAUUGUUAAGUUGAUACUAAUUUGCCUUUAAGUUGAGAAAAAAAUAAAAUAAUUAUAAAAUAAAAUAAAGUCCUGAAGCUGGUUGCCAAAGUUUCUCAACUUUUGAAUUUUUAGUGUAUUUGAUUUAAGUGGAAUAAACAUAAUUGUAUUAUGUUGGAUUUACUCAGUAUUAUUGAGCUGUUUUAACUUUAAAAAAUGAGUAUUUUCAACUCACAUUUUAUAUCUUAAAUGUGCAUAAAUCGAUUUUGUGUAACCACUUACC
Messenger RNA from Myxocyprinus asiaticus (Chinese sucker), 4224 nucleotides. Its product is annotated as apolipoprotein L4-like. The coding region runs from base 271 to 1467 and encodes 398 amino acids. NCBI's taxonomy places the organism in Eukaryota, Metazoa, Chordata, Actinopteri, Cypriniformes, Catostomidae. Gene Ontology annotation, molecular function: lipid binding. The transcript has 9 exons. Gene Ontology annotation, cellular component: membrane; extracellular region. Gene Ontology annotation, biological process: lipid transport; lipoprotein metabolic process. The record is from RefSeq and is a predicted model, not a curated record.